Symsagittifera roscoffensis is the source of this 675-nucleotide messenger RNA. Its product is annotated as late histone H2A.2.2-like. The transcript is spliced from 2 exons. Gene Ontology annotation, biological process: heterochromatin formation. The record is from RefSeq and is a predicted model, not a curated record. NCBI's taxonomy places the organism in Eukaryota, Metazoa, Xenacoelomorpha, Acoela, Convolutidae. Gene Ontology annotation, molecular function: protein heterodimerization activity; structural constituent of chromatin; DNA binding. Bases 1 to 675 code for a protein of 224 amino acids. Gene Ontology annotation, cellular component: chromatin; nucleosome.
AUGUCAGGCAAAGGAGGAAAAUCGAAGAGCGGCAAAGUUGGAGCCAAGGCCAAGACCCGAUCAAGCCGAGCUGGACUGCAGUUCCCUGUUGGAAGAAUCCACCGAUUCAUCCGCAAGGGCAACUACGCUGAGCGAGUUGGUGCUGGAGCCCCAGUCUACCUUGCUGCUGUGCUCGAGUACUUGACUGCUGAGAUCCUUGAGCUGGCUGGCAACGCUGCCAAAGACAACAAGAAGUCCAGGAUCAUCCCCAGACACUUGCAGUUGGCCAUCAGGAACGACGAAGAGUUGAACAAGCUGCUCCACGGAGUGACCAUUGCUCAGGGCGGUGUGCUGCCAAACAUCCAGGCUGUGCUCCUACCCAAGAAGCAGUCUUCGUCUCAGCCCAAGUCUGACAAGAAGAGGGAAGGAGAAAGUGGGAAGGAGCUGGGAAGGAGGGAAGGAGGGAAGGAGGAAGGAGGGAAGGGUCUAGAGGGAAGGAGAAAGUGCCCAGAAGGACGAAGAGGGUGCAAGAAGAAAGAGACUAGAGGGAAGAGGAAGGACAAAGAGGAAGAAAGGAAGGACAAAGAGGAAGAAAGGAAGGACAAAGACGAAGAAGGUGCAAGAAGGAGCAGUCGGGCUCACAUAGUGAGUGAAGAUACUCCCCCCCCCCCCACAAGAGCAGUCCGGCUCACAUAG